GUGGCUGGCAACAUUGGACGCUUCUUGGCCGGGCGAGUGUUGUACACGUGCUUGAUGGUGUUUGUCAAGUGAAAUCGGCGCGCUCGGCCCUUUCUGCGUCAAAAUGACCCGUAAGAAGAUUGACAACAGACUGCGUGUUCUAAUCGAGAACGGGGUUCACACCGGGCACCGGACAAUGUUCGUUGUCGUCGGGGAAAAGGGACGGGAUCAGGUGGUCAUACUUCAUCACAUGCUCUCCAAGACGACGGUAAAGGCCCGGCCUUCUGUCCUCUGGUGCUACAAGAAGGAGCUUGGGUUCAGCACGCACCGGAAAAAGCGUAUGCGGCAGUUGCAGAAGAAGAUCAAGAGUGGGAAGCUGGACGUGAACGAGGAGGAUCCAUUUGAGCUGUUUGUUGCGGCCACAAACAUCCGCUACUGCUACUACCACGAGACGCACAAGAUCCUGGGCCAGACGUAUGGGAUGCUGGUGCUGCAGGACUUUGAGGCCAUGACGGCCAACGUGCUGGCACGCACCAUGGAGACCGUGGAAGGGGGCGGCCUGGUGGUGCUCCUGCUCCAGUCCAUCUCCUCCCUCCGGCAGCUCUACACCCUCGCCAUGGACGUGCACGCGAGGUACCGCACGGAGGCACACCAGGAGGUGGUGGGGCGCUUCAACGAGCGCUUCAUCCUGUCGCUGAGCUCGUGCGAGGCCUGCCUGGUGGUGGACGACCGGCUCAACAUCCUGCCCGUGUCCACGUCGGCUGCCGGCAUCGCCCCGGUCCCUCGGGCGCCCCAGGACCCGGAGGCGUCUGAGCUGGCGUCCCUGCGGGCGUCCCUGGAGGACAGCCAGCCCCUGGGGGCCCUGGUGGCCGUGUGCAGCACCUGCGACCAGGCCCGGGCCCUGCUCAAGUGCGUGGACGCCGUCGCGGAGAAGACCUUCCGCACCACGGUGGCCGUGACGGCCGCCAGGGGCCGGGGCAAGUCUGCCGCCCUGGGCCUGGCCGUGGCCGCGGCCGUGGCCUUCGGCUACUCCAACGUCUUCGUGACGGCCCCCAGUCCGGAGAACCUCAAGACCCUCUUCGAGUUCGUGCUCAAAGGCUUUGACGCGCUCAAGUACGAGGAGCACCAGGAUUACGAGGUGGUGCAGUCGAGCCAGCCGGAACUGAACAAGGCGGUGGUGCGGGUGACGGUGUUUCACGAGGAGCACCGGCAGGUGGUGCAGUGGGUGCACCCUGGGGACUCGCACCUGCUGGGCCAGGCGGAGCUUCUGGUGGUGGACGAGGCGGCGGCCAUCCCCCUGCCCCUGGUCCAGAAACUGCUCGGGCCCUACCUCGUCUUCCUCUCCUCCACCGUCAACGGGUACGAAGGCACGGGCCGCUCCCUCUCCCUCAAGCUCAUCCAGCAGCUCCGGCAGCAGUCUGCGGCCGGGGACGCUGGAAAGUCCUCCAGCGGGGGCCGCGUGCUGCACGAGGUGUCGCUCUCCGAGUCGAUCCGCUACCGUCCCGGGGACCCCGUGGAGGCCUGGCUCAACCGGCUGCUCUGCCUGGACGCCAACGUGCCGCCCGCCAGCGGCUGCCCGCCCCCUGGGGACUGCCAGCUAUUCUACGUGAACCGGGACACCCUGUUCAGCUACCACCGGGCCUCGGAGAGCUUCCUGCAGCAGGUGGUGUCUCUGUGUGUGGCCUCGCACUACAAGAACUCGCCCAACGACCUGCAGAUGCUGUCGGACGCCCCCGCCCACCACCUCUUCGUGCUGCUGCCACCCGUGCAGCCUGAUGCGAGGGCCCUGCCGCAGGUGCUCUGCGUGCUCCAGGUGUGCUACGAGGGCGGCAUCUCCCGGGCCAGCGUGUCGGACAACUUUGCUCGGGGCAGGAGGGCCCACGGGGACCUCAUCCCCUGGACCGUGUCCCAGCAGUUCCAAGACGAAGAGUUUGCUGGCUUGGCUGGGGCUCGCAUUGUGAGGAUUGCAACUCAUCCCGAAUACCAGAGGAUGGGGUAUGGCCUGCGGGCCUUGGAGCUGCUCACCGAGUACCACCUGGGCCACACCCCGAGCCUGGAGGAGGCGGAGGCCGCCACGCCAGGCGCUGCCGGAGCGGACGAGACAGGAGCGGAGGAGGCGGCGAGGGAGCGGCUGGAGCCCCGCAAGCGCCUGCCACCCCUGCUGCUGCGGCUGAGCGAAAAGCGGCCGGAGCGGCUCGACUACCUGGGGGUCUCCUACGGACUCACGGCAGACCUGCUCAGGUUCUGGAAGAAAGCCGGGUAUGUUCCGGUGUACCUCAGGCAAACUCCCAGCGAGCUGACCGGAGAGCACUCGACCAUCAUGCUGCGGUGCCUGCAGGAGGGGGCGCAGUGGCUGCCCCAGCUGUGGGCAGACUUCCGGCGCCGCUUCCUGUCCCUGCUGGGCUACCAGUUCCGGGUCCUGAAGCCGGCCACUGCCCUGAGCGUGCUACGCAACCCCCUCGAGGACUCCGUCCACCCCAGAGUGCCCUCCUUGGCGGAAGUGGAGCGGGAGUUCACGGCGUACGACCUGCGGCGCCUGGAGCUGUAUGCUCGCAACCUGGUGGACCACCACCUGGUGACGGAUCUGCUGCCGGCCCUGGCACGCAUGCACUUCCUCAAGGCCCUUGGGGAUGUCCACCUGUCUGCCGUGCAGUCCGCGAUACUGCUGGGCCUGGGGCUGCAGCACCGCACGGUGGACGAGCUGUCCCGGGAGCUGGACCUCCCGACCAGCCAACUGCUGGGCCUGUUCAACCGCACGGUGCGCAAGUGUGCCACUUUCCUCGGGGCCCUGCUGGAGAAGUCCCUGGACGCGGCACUGCCCCGUCCCUCGCCCGCUUUGCUGCCCCUCCAGCCCGUCGUGCAGUCCCUUGGCGACGAACUGAGUGGUGCAGCGCGGGAGAUCGAGGCCCGUCAGAAGAAGGAGCUGAAGAAACUUCAGCAGAUGGACCUGAGCCAGUACUCCAUCAAAGGCUCGGACUCCGAGUGGAAGGACGCGCUUCAGCAGCCCGGCAAGCAGCUUGUCAGCAUCAAGAGCAUCAACAAGCGACCCCAAGAAACAGACACGCCGGAGAAGCCACAGAAGAAGAAAAAGAAGCAGAAAUGAGGACAGUGUUUGCAACAUUUGUGCUCUGUAAAAUAAAUGCUAAAAAUGCCAA
This is a messenger RNA of Ixodes scapularis (black-legged tick), 3134 nucleotides long. Its product is annotated as RNA cytidine acetyltransferase. Gene Ontology annotation, biological process: rRNA acetylation involved in maturation of SSU-rRNA. The record is from RefSeq and is a predicted model, not a curated record. Gene Ontology annotation, cellular component: 90S preribosome; nucleolus. Lineage: Eukaryota; Metazoa; Arthropoda; Arachnida; Ixodida; Ixodidae. Gene Ontology annotation, molecular function: tRNA binding; 18S rRNA cytidine N-acetyltransferase activity; ATP binding. Bases 104 to 3082 code for a protein of 992 amino acids. The transcript has 19 exons.